UGAAACUAAAGGAAACGAAGAGAUAUUGUACGAAGUAAUAAAAUAUUUGUCGACCUCGAAGUAUAUUUAUUAUAGAAUAAUAUUCUAAACACUGUAAAACAAACAGAUGAAGCCCUACCCUGGAGCGAAGCUUGUGGUCAGAAUGGCCAGGUACGGUUGUACAAAUCGACCGUUUUAUCAUAUAGUGGUCACCUGGAACAGGUAUCCCCGGGACAAGAAGAUCAAGGAACAGAUUGGCUUCUAUGACAGGUUACCAAACCAAACUGGGGAACAGGUGCUGGGGCUGAACCUGGACAGAGUCAGCUAUUAUUUUAAGUACGGGGCACAAUUCUCCAGACCUGUCCUUCAGCUUUUAGGCAUCAUAGGAUAUUUCCCCAUCCAUCCGUACACGUUGUUGGAAGCCAAAAGAAUAACACGACGUCGGGAAGAACUAGAAGAAAAAAUCAAAGGACUAUACAAUGAACAGAAAAGUGAACAUUCAAAGGAGACAAUAGAAUCAGAAAGUUUGGACAUUGACCAAUCAAAUGUGUCGGAUACAAAUGUGCCUGUAACUUCAGAAAUAUUAUCAGAAUCAUUAAACAAAGCUCGUGAAUUGUCGGUAUUAAAACUGUGAAAUAUACAUUGUUAGUUUCUGCUGUAGAAUGAAGUAUGUGUGUGUUAUCUACAAGGAUCAUAUCAUAAGCAAAAUCAUCAUUUAUUGUCUUCCAUCAUUUUGACCAUCACUAUGAUGCAUGAAGAAUAGAAUUUUGGAUGUCUUUUGUUUAUUUCUUUCAAUGUGUGUAACUGUAUUCUAUUUGACUUUCAAACAGGCAAAUUGAAAAUAUCUCAAUC
Molecule: messenger RNA, 831 nt
Organism: Ostrea edulis (European flat oyster)
Lineage: Eukaryota; Metazoa; Mollusca; Bivalvia; Ostreida; Ostreidae
Product: 28S ribosomal protein S16, mitochondrial-like
Exons: 3
Coding region: 107-613 (168 amino acids)
Biological process (GO): mitochondrial translation
Cellular component (GO): mitochondrial small ribosomal subunit; ribosome
Molecular function (GO): structural constituent of ribosome
Source: RefSeq, a predicted model, not a curated record